This is a messenger RNA of Guillardia theta CCMP2712, 1101 nucleotides long. RefSeq lists its product as hypothetical. Gene Ontology annotation, molecular function: calcium ion binding. The transcript has 4 exons. The record is from RefSeq and is a predicted model, not a curated record. NCBI's taxonomy places the organism in Eukaryota, Cryptophyceae, Pyrenomonadales, Geminigeraceae. The coding region runs from base 1 to 1101 and encodes 366 amino acids.
AUGCCAGCCGCGCCCCAAGGGAGCAUGCUGCGGAGAAGACAUGGCUUCCGAGCGAACUUCCAGGAGGAGUUCGAGAAGCUUGAUGCCAAUGGGGACGGGUUCCUGACGCUGGAGGAGCUGGCGGCAGGGCUGAAUCAUCACAUGGGGGAGGCAGAGCUCAUCGCUCUGUUCAACAAGCUGGACACGAACAAGGACGGGAGGAUCUCUCUCGACGAGUACGUCAUGGGCAGCGUGAACAACUGCAGAGAGCACGCCUCGAGGGUUCAGGACGGCGUGACGGAAAGUAUCAACAACCUGGAGCACGUUCUAGACGAUUUGCGCAAGGACAAGACGUUGGACAGCUUGUCCAAGCUGAUCACAGAUUCGAUCGAGAAGAGAAACAAGGCGGUGUGGAAGGAGAAGAAGGGGAUCUACCGGAAGAUGCCCUACGACGAGUUCAAGAACCUUUUGUUCUCCAAGUUCGAUGCCCGAGACGCGAGCAGGAGCGGAGGCAUCAACGAGGACAGGGCGCUUGUCUUGUUCCAGGACCUCGGCAAGACUUUCUCCAAGCCCGACUUCCGCGUGUUUCUCAGCAGCAACGACGUGAACCACGAGGAGGACAUCUCUCGCGAGCAAGUGCUAAAGCUGAUGCUCGAACUGCUCAAGGAAAAGGCCAAGUUCUCCAGCUCCGUUCGCCGACUCAUGGUGCUGUCCCAGCCCAAGAAGUCUCCAGCAGGACGAAGCGUCGAGGACUACCUGCAGCAGCAGGUGGAGGAGAUCAAGGACGCGGGCAAGAAGGCCAAGUUGUGGAAGAAGAACGCUCUCAAGGCAAGGUCGUUCGGGGCCAAGUCAAACAAGCUCGCAGCUGCUCAGCCCGUCCUGCGUCGAGCUGCUUCAGCUGAUCAGGCCAACUACUUCCAGUGGGAGUUCAAGAGGCUGGACACGAAUGGGGAUGGCGUCCUAACGGCCGAAGAGCUCUUUGACGGGCUCAAGCAUCGGCUCGGGCAGGAUGAACUUUCCGAGCUCUUCGACAACAUUGAUGUGAAUGGAGAUGGUCUGAUCAGCCAAGAUGAAUAUGUGGAAGCAAGGAAGACAAUGCAGGCAUUCCAGAAGCUGUUCUAA